Molecule: messenger RNA, 4078 nt
Organism: Aplysia californica (California sea hare)
Lineage: Eukaryota; Metazoa; Mollusca; Gastropoda; Aplysiida; Aplysiidae
Exons: 3
Coding region: 707-2776 (689 amino acids)
Source: RefSeq, a predicted model, not a curated record
AAAAGCACAAUGCAUGGUGCUUUGAAAAAAUACGCUUGUUGGAAUACUCGGAGUCGAUACCUAAUUCGUAUCGUUCGAGCGAUCCUGAUUGUCAAUGAUAAUGAAGUGUGAGAGUCAAGUGUCUUUGACCCUAGGCUAUCAGUAUAACGUAAGGUGUGGGUUAUCACAGUUCCAACAUGAUUACGCUUUUUGGACGAGCUUCGCGAUAUAUCCAUACGUUAAUGAAGCACAAUGUGUUCUUCUUGGCUUGUAGAAAACUUGAGAGAGACGGUCUGUGACGAUAGUGUACUUCUGGGUGUAUUAAAAAAGCAUAAUUUAUUAUGGAUAUCCGAGCCAGAACAGAGGAACUCCGGAUUAAAGGAAAGCUUAGAGAGACGCUCGGUGACGAUCAUUUAGUGCUGGAAAAGAAACAAAACUGAAAGGCUUGAACUACGGUGCGGGUAGUGGUUACAUUUGGACCUACUAGAUCUAGAGACGAUCUCUAAUCCGGCGAUUGAGUUUAUCCGAGGUUCCUAGUGGAUGGACAUGCUUGUAGUGGCUGCUUUUUCUUCAUGAGAUCGGCGGUUAAGUCACCUCUCUUACGGUGAGAUGAAAAGCGAUGAGAAAAGUACAAGACUUACUGUUGACGAGAAACACUCAAUGAACUCAAUGAGAGUUUCCCCAGCAAUCUCCAAACAGCUGGACCAAAAGUGACCUGUGUGACGUCAUGGGUACAAAAGUAAUCGAUAAGCUACGCAUACAGGGCAGCGCCGCACCCCGUUACGCACACGACCAGCGGCGGCCCGUCGCUCCCAGCGUAGACUUCCACCAGGACCAGUGCACCUUCUUCCUCCCUAACACGUCCACGAGAGACACUCUAGCUCCAGCUUCCGUCGUCUCUCACUCCAGCCCCAGCAGCGCUGCCUCCCGGCGACUCGACUACUUACAACGCGUCCAAAAGGCGAACAGAGGUCUCACCAGCUACGACAGCAGCCCUGCUCUCAUUGGUAGUACCAACAACAACAACAACAACCCCAACAACAACAACACCAAAAACAAUAGUAAUAAUAGUAUAAAUACCAAUAACAAUAGUAACAGUAAUAACAAACAAAAUGGAAGCACUGCAUCGUUGCCGCUCGCACACACGCAGUUCUUGCUAAGAGGCAGGACGGUGGCGGGAGACCAUUAUGAGAUACGCCCACAAGACAUGUCCCCCCACCAGAGAGUGGGUCACUACAAGACCUCCGCGAAAGAAGUCUACAGAGCGCGACAUCGGGCGGUAACUGAUUUGGGCUACUCAGUUGACCCCCGUGACGUCAGCGGAGUGUUCCGUCCAGUGCGGAGUGCGGAAUGCGACGCCAACAGCGCUGUGUACUCCAGCGUAGGAAAAGUUCCUCCGGCGAGCAUGCCCAUGUACUUCCUAGGUCCUCCCCCGCCCAACUCCGUCGUCAAAGUGCCAAACGGGGGAGCAAGCAACGGAACUGUCAAGCUGCCACCAACCCCGGCGCCGACGACCAUGAGCCCAAGCUUCGAGAGAGAGGACUCAUACUAUCUCCCGCCGGGCACUCGCACUGUGCCCAGAGGUCUGGCCUCGCAUGGCGGGAACAGCUCCUUCUCGCUGACCGGACACCAGCUCCAGACACCUCGGGUCCUGGCCCCGUCUGAGCUGGACAGCGAGUAUUUCAUGGGCGGGUUCCCAAGGUCUCAUACGUUUGGUGGGAUUAACAGUGAUUUGAGCCUGUCGGGCAGCCUUCUCUCCAGACGGCGUCAUCAGUGGCCACGGGGAGACUCCAGAGAAAUGUCCUUCGUGACGUCAGAUCCGACCUUGCUGAAAGAAUGUCUGACGGUAUCCCAGUCCGGGCCACAACUUCCGGCGAACGCCAGCCCUGAAGAGAUAGUGAAGCUGAAGACGUUCGCGCAGUACGUCAAGAAGGAAGACGCGAAUGGACGGGUCAACUAUAACAACCCAUACCGAAACUUAAAAACAAGAGAAAGGAAAGCGUUGUCUGAGGAAGGCCGCUAUGUGUUUAACUCUGUAGAUAGCUACAUCCACUUCAACAAGAUCUACCCCCGAGUUGGUGGGCAUUCUGUGACGGGCUCGUUGCCCCCGAACCCCCACGCAGUUCUUUCACACAUACCCCAGGUUCCUCAGGUAGACGGCUUUUCGUCUCACUGUACCGACACCGUCUUACUCAAGAUGAUGUUUGAAAUGAAUAAAACAAAAGGAAGUAGAUCUGUGAGUAAAUACUCCGACGUGGCUCUGCACAAAGACUUGGAGGAAUUCGUCAUUGUCGGAACACCUUCUCUUAGCCGUACCCCAAGUCUCCACAGUCGGCGACACGGCAGGAGCACACGAUCCCGAGCCAGCUGGACCACUAUUCAAAAAGACGAUGAAGAUGUGGAUAAAAACGGCGAAGAAGAUCGUGUGACUGAAGUAAAAAGUCCACAAAAGCAAUCCACUGUUAGCGGAGAGUGGGCAGGGGCAGGGGCAGGGACCUUCGACGAGGAGAUUGUGACUGGCCAAGUGAAACUUCCUAACGGAGUGGUUGACGGACAUGUUAUUAUGGAAACUGGGCCGGGGGAGGAUGGAGAUAUUCUUACACCAGGGAGUGAUGGAGGGGGUCAGCUGCCGAGCAUAGAGGGCGAUGACAGUUUCCUGGACCAGAUGAAGUCCACGGCUGACCGGACAGAUGAGCAUAAGGAUGUUCACGUGAUCAUAGAGAGGGAGGAAUGCUACAGCAGUGCGUCUGCUUCUACAGGUGGGGCUGGGAACGAUAAUCAGGAAGAAACGUUAUGAACUGGAAACUAAGACAGCCGUAUUUCUUUUUCUUUUAUGAUAGUUUAUUCCAUUUCAAUAUACAAACUUCUUAACCAAUCCGCCACAGGUGAGGUUUCUGUGACAUUUGAAUAGGCAUAACGGUAUUGAACAUUUAACUCUCAACUAUAAAAGGAAAGGCAAACAAGGCUGUGAAAGACUCGUAGCAAUUUCAUUGCUCCAGGCGCGAGAGAAAAGGUAUCCCUAUCACGAAGGACAACUCAAGCCUGUCUAUAAUUCGAAUCUCAGGUUUUUACUGGGGAUGUGUAAGGGGGAGGGGCCUCAACGCCUUUUAUGCACAUGUAAAAACACAUUUUGAGUGUGAAUUUUACGGAAAAACGUUGAUCAAAGCACAGAAACGUGAACUUAUUAUUUCUAAGGACAUUCAAGCUUUGGAAGUCACCAUACUUUGGCUUUGAUAGUCAAUUUCUUGCUAAUUCUACUUCUGACAAAUGGCCAGCACCACCUCAUUCAAUUACAAAUAUUUCGACUUCUGUUCAAGUUAGAUAGGUAUUUGCACAUCAAAAGCAAGACAAAUGACAACUAUUAACUCAAUAUGCUCCACAUAUUGAAGAGUGCCUGAUCUCACCCUGUCUUGACAUUAAACGUUACCAGACUUUGGAAAUAAGAUCAGUUUACUUACAGUCAUCAUGAUAGGUAGUCUUUUUAGAGAAACCAAGUAAAGAAAUGAAUGGCAAACCACGCAAGCUGAUUUCUGUUUUAGGUGUGUAACUUCAUGAUUGUGAUAAAAAAAUCCUUACGCUUUCCUUUUAAAAACACCGCAGUACAUAAUCAUAGUAAAACCAAACUGUUUUCAGAUUCACAGGUCCAUGACUGCAGUAUAUUUUCCAGAGAAACUCAUGUACAUGUAGAUUAAAAACAAGACAUUUUGAAGACGCCUCGAGAUCUUCUGAAAAUGAAAACCAAACAACAGUCUGCAUAAGAUAUAACCUUACUUCUCAAAUGUCAUUUUGACAUUGUAGGAACUCAGAUUUGUACCCCAGACCCAACAACCCCCCCCCCCCAAAAAAAAAAACCCACACAUACACACUCACCCAAGACACCCUAAACUUUAGGUGAAUCUCUCCUUCCUCACCCCUUUCCCCAACACGAACACCUGCAGAUCCUUAGCCAUUGAGGUGAAUCUCACCACCCUUCCACUAUUUGUUCAUCUCCUCGCUGAUUUGUACACCUUCCCUGCGUAUCUGAAUGAUAUUUAUUUUUCAUUAUUUGAUGAUGCACGUGUAUAAAUAAAUAAAGUAGACGUUGUUAAUAUUAAUCAAA